UGCACCGGCGCGGCGCGCGGAGCCGGCCGAUAUGCCCUGCCUGCCCGGGGAGCGCUUUCUGCUGCUGGAGCGCUCGGUCGCCGUGGGGCAGGCGGGCUCCAAGGACGUGGACGCGCUGGUGGCCAAGCUGGGCGAGGUGCUGCAGCUAAGCGCCCAGCGGGCACCGGCCCCCCGCGGCCCCAAGCACCCGCCGCCCACCACCGCCCGGGGCCGCGCCGCUCCCUACUCCCCCCGCGGCAGCGGCCUCCUGGUCCCGCGGGGCCCGCCCCCCCUGCAGCCGCACCAGCCCGCGGAGCCCCAGCGGCCGGGCAAGAAUAGCCAGCGAGUGGCCAAGCAGCUGUGCGGCCGGGGCUGGCUGCGGAGCGCCUCCCACAGAAGGAAGCGGCCGGGACCCGGGGAAGCGCCCGGCGAAGAGGAGGAUCCGCACCGGCUCCUGCAGCAGCUCAUCCUCUCCGGGAACCUCAUCAAGGAGGCCGUCAGGCGCCUGCAGCUGGCGGCGGCGGCCGUGGCCACAACAACCACCGGCGGCAGCGGGGAGGGGGAAGCAGCAGCCCUGCAGCCUCUGCAAUAG
Molecule: messenger RNA, 571 nt
Organism: Emys orbicularis (European pond turtle)
Lineage: Eukaryota; Metazoa; Chordata; Testudines; Emydidae
Gene: FRAT2
Product: FRAT regulator of WNT signaling pathway 2
Exons: 1
Coding region: 32-571 (179 amino acids)
Cellular component (GO): cytoplasm
Source: RefSeq, a predicted model, not a curated record